Phytophthora sojae is the source of this 529-nucleotide messenger RNA. RefSeq lists its product as hypothetical. The transcript is spliced from 2 exons. The coding region runs from base 15 to 386 and encodes 123 amino acids. Gene Ontology annotation, molecular function: O-methyltransferase activity. The record is from RefSeq and is a predicted model, not a curated record. Lineage: Eukaryota; Oomycota; Peronosporomycetes; Peronosporales; Peronosporaceae.
CUCGUGUGCGCGAGAUGGUGGAGCUCGCGGGGCUGUCGGACCACGUGACAGUGCAUGUUGGACCGUUCUCCAAGAACUACGAGGUUCUCCGCGGCCAGGCUGUCGACGUGUACUUCAUUGACCACGACAAGAAGGCGUACUUACAAGACUCGAAGCUCAUCAUCGGGAGCGAGACGCUGGUCCCAGGAUCUGUCGUUAUCGCUGACAAUGUCGGGCUGGGUCCUGUCCCGGGAGGCAAGAACGAGUACAUCGAGUUCGUCGAAGAGAGCCCGAAAGUUCUCGGAAGUGCGCCACACCGUCUACAUGAAGCGCGAAGACAUGAUGAUGCCAGACCUUUCGGUCGCGACGUUCCUCGGAUAACGUGCUGGAUCCUGAGCACUUGCUAAUAGCAAGUUGCUAUCUUCCAAAUGAUGUGGCAGCGAAGCAGUGGGUUGUUACUUUCAAUUCGCAACCCCACGCUGCAAACAAGAGCCGUGGUUUUUGGAACACUUUCGAUCGAGAUCAUACUCAACAAGAAUUUUCAUCUUCG